GAAAGUUUUGGGUGUAUGUAGAAAACCCCCGUUCUUGCGGCAUUGUGCAGUCAGUCAGUGUGUGGAAUUUCGGACCCAAGACUCUCCCGGGUUUUUCUUUAUUUCCCGUUUCAAAAGGCAGAAUGUAAGGUGCUCUCAGCCGUUGGAUGAGACGUUUCCUCAAGAUGCGCGUUGAAUUCCAACGACUUUUAACGCCCUUCAAUUUUGCAACUGCCUCUUGACAUUGUCUGCUCUUCUCAAAGGGACAAGUCUUACCCAGAAACAGAGCCUCAAAGCCGAGUUCAAGGAAGCAAGCGCCCUGGUUUCGAUUUCUUAUACGACUUGUUGCAUUUUCUUCUUUCCCAACAUGGCAGGAAGAAAGUGAGGCGCUAAUUGGAUCUUGAUGUAAGUGUACUCCAUAGAAAAAGAUAUAUUGACAUCACCAUAACUAGAUUGGAGAAUUGGUGCUUGUGACUCGAGUGUAAAGGACAAAACAUAAGCAGAAUGGACUUCAGUGAUGGAUUUGUAUCAAAAGAGCAUCGGGAGCUUCACCGAUCUGCUUCAGAAAGUGCAGAUCCAUUAUCUGUGUCUCCACUGCACAUUUCUCCGAGGUCUCCAAGGUCUCCAAAGUCCCCCAAAACUCCCAAGUCCCCCAAGUCUCCAAGUUCUCCAAAGAUGCAGGGCAAACAUGGAAAAGGAAGCCCACUCAAGCAAGAUAGGCAUUCACAUUCUUCAGUAGAUGGGCGUCCUAAAAAGGGUGGUUCUGGGGGUAAAGGCACCUGGGGAGGGUUACUUGAUACAGAUGAAAAUGACGUUCUUGAUCCAAAUGACCCAAACUUCAAUAGCAGUGAGGAAUGUGAAAAUCCAAUUGCGAAAAAAGAGAGGGUCGACUUUGAGGAGUACAAAAAGAAAGCUACAAUAAUAGUGGAGGAAUACUUUACUACUGAUGACAUUACCUCAACUGCAAAUGAAUUUAGAGAACUUGAUAGACCUAACUACAGCUAUUAUUUUGUAAAGAAGCUUGUCUCUAAGGCUAUGGAUAGGCAUGACAAAGAGAAAGAAAUGGCUGCUGUUCUUUUAUCUGCACUAUAUGCUGAAUUCAUUGAUCCCCCACAAGUUUACAAAGGUUUCUGUAAACUGGUAGAAUGCGCAGAUGACUUGAUUGUGGAUAUCCCAGAUACUGUUGAUGUUCUUGCACUGUUCAUUGCCCGGGCUGUGGUUGAUGACAUACUUCCUCCUGCAUUCCUAAAAAAAGAAAUGAAUUACUUACCUAAAGAUUCAAAGGGUGUUGAAGUCUUGAAAAGAGCUGAGAAGGGCUACUUAGCAGCACCACUUCAUGCAGAAAUCAUUGAGCGGCGAUGGGGAGGUAGCAAAAAAAGGACUGUUGAGGAUGUUAAGGCUAAGAUAAACAAUUUGUUGAUAGAGUACGUAGUGAGUGGUGAUAAGAAAGAGGCAUGCAGAUGCAUCAAGGAUUUGAAAGUUCCUUUUUUCCAUCAUGAAAUAGUUAAACGAGCUCUUGUAAUGGCAAUGGAGAGGCGGCAAGCUGAAGGCCGGCUACUAGAUCUGCUGAAAGAAGCUGCUGAAGAGGGUUUAAUUAACUCAAGCCAAGUAUCAAAAGGCUUUGGUAGGAUGAUUGAUUAUGUUGAUGACUUAUCACUGGACAUACCAAAUGCGCGGGGAAUUUUGCAGUCAUUGAUCUCUAAGGCAGCAUCAGAAGGCUGGUUGUGUGCUUCAUCUUUGAAGUCACUCUCUUUGGAGCCAGAAAAGCGAUCAUUAGAAGAUAGUGUUGCCAGAAUUUUCAAGACAAAGGCUCAAUCUAUUAUUCAAGAGUACUUCUUGUCUGGGGAUAUCUUAGAGGUAAACAGUUGUCUAGAGUCAGAGAACAGUACUUAUUCGUCUGAGCUGAAUGCUAUCUUUGUUAAAAGAUUGAUAACUCUUAGGGAGAAGGAAAUGGCAUCAGUCUUACUGUCAUCCCUGUGUUUUCCAGCUGAUGAUGUUGUGAACGGGUUUGUAAUGCUGAUAGAAUCAGCAGAUGACACAGCUCUGGAUAAUCCAGUUGUGGUUGAGGAUCUUGCAAUGUUUCUUGCUAGAUCUGUGGUGGAUGAAGUCCUAGCUCCACAACACUUGGAAGAGAUUGGAAGUCAGUGCGCGGCACCAGAGUCCAUUGGGAGCAAGGUUCUUAAAAUGGCAAAGUCAUUGCUAAAGGCUCGACUUUCUGGGGAGCGGAUACUAAGGUGUUGGGGUGGUGGAGGAAGCAGCAGACCUGGAUGGGCAGUUGAGGACGUUAAGGACAAGAUUGGAAAGUUGCUAGAAGAGUUUGAGUCUGGAGGGGGCGUCAGAGAGGCUUGCCGGUGCAUGAAGGAAUUAGGCAUGCCAUUUUUCAAUCAUGAGGUUGUCAAAAAAGCUUUGGUGGCAAUUAUGGAAAAGAAGAAUGAAAGACUUUGGAUUUUGCUUGAGGAAUGUUUCGGCUCUGGACUCAUAACAAUGAACCAAAUGACAAAGGGGUUUGGGAGAGUAGCAGAGUCUCUAGAAGACUUGGCUUUGGAUGUCCCUGAUGUCCAGAAACAGUUUACCCAUUACGUUGAACGAGCGAAGAAUGCAGGGUGGUUGGAUUCCUCAUUUAGUUUCAGCAAAUCAGGACACAUUACAGAGAAUGGCACUGGCUAACUUGUUAACUUGUAUUCCAAUUUCCCUGAUCGUAAAUGCGAUGCGAGUGCAUAAGCACAAACACAUGUGUGCAAACAAGCAUAUUCAUAAGUGCAAUACAACACACAUUGUAAACUUCCGGCUACAUUUUCCUUCAGCAUCUUAUUUAGCUCCUUUCUUCCUUUC
Molecule: messenger RNA, 2811 nt
Organism: Prunus mume (Japanese apricot)
Lineage: Eukaryota; Viridiplantae; Streptophyta; Magnoliopsida; Rosales; Rosaceae
Product: MA3 domain-containing protein
Biological process (GO): negative regulation of DNA-templated transcription
Source: RefSeq, a predicted model, not a curated record